Molecule: messenger RNA, 2334 nt
Organism: Rhodotorula toruloides NP11
Lineage: Eukaryota; Fungi; Basidiomycota; Microbotryomycetes; Sporidiobolales; Sporidiobolaceae
Product: mitochondrial Rho 1
Exons: 12
Coding region: 1-2334 (777 amino acids)
Biological process (GO): small GTPase-mediated signal transduction; mitochondrion organization; regulation of mitochondrion organization
Cellular component (GO): mitochondrial outer membrane
Molecular function (GO): GTPase activity; calcium ion binding; GTP binding
Source: RefSeq, a predicted model, not a curated record
AUGCGGGAUGUGAGGGUUUGCCUGGUCGGCGAUGAGGGUGUCGGCAAGAGCUCCAUCAUCUCCGCCUUGAUCAAGGAGUCGUUCGUCCGCCUAGCACCGCGGACAGUCCUUCCUGAAGUCACCAUCCCGCCCGCCGUCACGCCAGGCCACAACGUGACGACCGUCAUCAUCGAUACUUCGCCCCGACCAGAAGAUAGGAGCCACCUUGUCAACGAGAUCCGGAAAGCGCAUGUCGUCGCUAUCGUCUACUCCAUUGACAACCCCAACUCCUUCGACCGCGUCCCAACCUACUGGCUGCCGACGAUCCGCUCGCUCGGCGUCAACGUCCCCGUUAUCCUCAUCGGCAAUAAGAUUGACCUGCGAGAAGGGCAAGUGACGAACCAAGCACUCGAGGAUGAGAUCGUGCCGAUCAUGCAGGAGUACAAGGAGGUCGAGACCUGCGUCGAGUGUUCCGCCCUCCUCCCUCUCAACAUCUCGGAAGUCUUCUUCUUCGCCCAGAACGCUGUCCUUCAUCCCACCGCACCGCUCUACGACACCCGCCAGCACACCCUUAAACCUGCUGCUGUCGCCGCCCUCUCGCGCAUCUUCCGCCUCGUCGACGCGGACAAAGAUGGCCUCCUCUCGCCCGACGAGCUGAACGAUUUCCAGCGCCUUGUCUUCGAUGCGCCGUUGCAGAGCAGGGAGAUCGAGGGCGUCAAGGAGGUUGUCGAGGAGAUGACGGACGGAAGCGGAGUCGAGGAGGGCGGGCUGAAUGAGGAGGGCUGGCUCGCGCUGCAUACAUACUUCAUCCAGAAGGGACGGCUCGAGACAACGUGGAAGGCGCUUAGGUGCUUCGGGUACGGCGAAGACCUUAUGCUGCGGGAAGAGUUCCUUUACCCUCGAUUCGACAUCCCCAGCGACUGCACAGCCGAGCUCUCCCCGCGCGGCUACCAAUUCUUCACCGACAUCUUCGAGCUGUUCGACCAAGACCGCGACGGGGCGCUCUCGCCUUCGGAACUCGACAACCUGUUCUCGACGAGUCCGGGGAACCCUUGGGCUGCGGGAGGCUUUCCGGAGACGACGUUGACAACGCCCGAGGGGGCGGUCACGCUGCAGGGGUGGUUGGCGCAAUGGUCCAUGACGACCCUCCUCGAACCGCGUGUAACGCUCUCGUACCUCGCCUACCUCGGUUACCCACACUCGUCUGCCUCAUCCUCGUUCUCCUCCUCUUCCUACCCACCCACGCCCUCACCCUCCGCCUCCACCUCCUCCCGCCGCAACCCGUUCUCGUCGACCUCCUCCACAUCCGCCCGCGACUCCUCCCCCUCUUACCAACUCCUCCCGACCACCUCCGCCCUUCAAAUAACCAAGCCCCGCCGACCCUCACGCCGAAAAGGCACUCCAGUCGAACGCAACGUCUUCCUUGCGUACGUGCUCGGCGCGGCAGGAAGCGGGAAGACAAGCUUGCUGAGGGCGUUCGUCGGGAAGGGCUUCGGGGAGGAUGAGGAGGGUCUUGCUGCGGCUGUAGGGGGAGCGGUGAGGGGGAAGGCGGCUACGUGGCCUCGGAAGACUGGGGCAACUGCGGGAGGUGUCGAGGGCUUUGCGGGAGGAGAGGUGCUGGAGGGUGCGGGCGGAGCGAGGACUUUGCGCGGCGCGCUAAGUAGCGGACGAGGGAAGGGGAAAAGCGUGGUCAAUUGUGUCGAGGAAGGAGGCGGCGAGCGGUAUCUUGUGCUACAAGAGUUCGGCUCGACGUACGAGUCCGAGGUCCUGCGUAGCAAGAAGAAGCUUGAGCUGGCGGACGUGCUGGUGUUCGUGUACGACUCGAGCGAUACGAACUCGUUUAGCUACGUCUCGAAUUUGCGGCAACAAUACAAGCUUGACGACAUCCCGACCAUCUUUGUCGCGACCAAGAGCGACCUCGACCUUGCGCAGCAGGCGCGUCCUCUCGUCCGGCAGCGUCACGAGGUCCAGCCCGACACGUACUGCCGCAAGCUCUCGCUGCGAGUCCCGCUGGCGGUCUCCGUCAAGCGCGGCGAGUUGGCGGACUUGUACCACACGAUUGUGCGGAUAGCGAUCCACCCCCUCUCUGCGCUGCCGUACGGACCCGACCGGUCGUCGGCUUCGUCGCUCCUCGGCUUCCCCGUCACACGGACGCAGUUCUACCUGUAUGCGUCGGCCGGUCUGACUGCGACGGUCGCUGUCGGACUAGUGUGGUGGACACGCGCACGGAUCGUCACGCACGCAGCAGGAGGAGGGGCGUCAGCUGGAUCUGGCGGCGGCGGAGGAGGAACGGCGGGAGUUAUUGGCGGCGCGAGCAAAGGGCUGAUCGGCUGGCUCGGGUCGCUGGUGCGGUAA